CUUCCCUUUUGUCUUUGUCCUUAUCAGAGUAAUACACCAAUCCAAAUACAAAAGAAAAGAAAGAAACUAAUCUCAUCUCUAUGGACUUUGUCGUCUCAGUCUUGUCUAUAUUCUUCGUUUAUCAUCUCGGCAAACCGUGAUAAGCAACAACUUAGAAAAGAACCGAGUUAGCUAGCUUGCAGCGUAUAUCCUAGAACUAUUUCCAGAGCAAGGGAAUUUACCAUCAGAUGAGAAGUUUAAUAUGAGUAAAUGGGUCUUCCAGAUGAACGAGGCUCUACACCCAAAGUAAGAUUGAAUACUUGUUCAGCUUGAUUCGAAACUUGCUGUAUAUUGAGCAAGUGCACCUGCACCAUAGCUAUUGGGGAAAGAGUCUGGAAAGAUAGGCGAGAUUGUAUUAAGUAAAGAUGGGUUAGCAGAUUGAUAGUAUCCCACACUUUUGGAAUUCAAGGAGCACCACUUGCCGAGCUAUCCACGUGGAGCGAAUAGGAAAUUUGUAGGAUAUUUGUAAUGUACUUGUACAUUUGUAAAUUAUGAUUUAAUUACAAAGUAUGGAAAUCCGGAGGUAGGUGUUACAAAGAGUUUCUCCUUUAUGUGUUCACAUCGCAAUAAAUUAUUUUGGCGUCUAUCUUGUGCUGCAUCUUGUACCAAAAUGGUGAUUUCUGUGAAAUAGACCUAGUAGAUGUUGAUAUAAAUGGCUAUUGCUUUCUACAUUUUGGAUGGUCUUUUAACCAUUGUUUUAUACAUCCAAAAAUUGCUCUUUAAAAUUUAAACUUCUUUAAAUGUAUCCUAAAUUUCUGAACUUCUCCGAACCACUUAUUAAAAUCUGUUUAACUUAAUCUUGUCUUCUUUUUUUUCCUGCAUAUUAGAGGGCCUUUUGUUCUUCAUUGAACUGACAUUUGGUUUGGAUUUACUUGUCUUUUGGAAAAAUGUCCUUGCCAUUUUUAUGAAGCUUUUUAGUUUUUACUCAAUACUAGUUGAUAGUUGUUUUUAUGUUUCCCCAAUCGUAUACAAGAACGAGCUGCAAGAUCACUAUUCCACAAGACAUACAAUCAUCAAUUCAAGUAUGAGCAGUGUUGGUUGUUGUUGAGGAGCUGCUCCAAAUGGCAACAAUAUAGUGCUGAGAGCAAAGCUGGUAUUGAAGUUAGUCUUGACAAACGAGGACCGUUUGUUGACACAAUGUCAGAUUGGAAUGUUGAUGGGUCACAUGGGGAUGAUCUGGAAGGGAAGUGACUGAGACAGGGCUGCCCGAGCAUAACUUUCACCCAACAUUCCCCGAGACACCUAUCACGGAUGAAUCACUAUUUCAAGCAUCGAAUGGUAAUGAGAGAAACGAUGAGGAUCAAAGACCAAUUGGUACUAAGGCUGCCAAAGCAGCGAAACAACGUAAGAAGUCUGGGAAAGGAGAGGCCUCAGGUCAAGUUAGCGAGAGUAUAAACGCUGGAUUCCAUGAGAUGAUUGAAACAAGCCGUUCAAAUUGGGAGUUAUUGGUGAAGAACCGCGAAGAUACACGAAGGGAAAAAUAGAAUUUGACCGGCAACGCCAUGAGGAUGAUAAAAAGGCGUAUGAGGAGGAGAGACAACUCACCAUGAAGGUCAAAAAAUCAAAGAUCAUGAGGAACAUGGCGGGGAUUAUAAAGGAUUUGAUAUCCGCAAGAAGGGAACUUAGGCAUGUACAAUCAGAGAUUGAGUAUAGGCAGCUGAAUGCUUUGGUUGUUGCCCUAGAGGUUGAGCUAGAAUCGAAUAUGGAAGAUAUGAAAAAGGAUAAGAACGUGGAAGUCGUAAGUCCUCCAAUUCAUACCACUGAACACGGAACGCAACCCUCCAACUCAGAUUGGCAUCAACGCUGGAUGUCGGACGACCAUUGGCUCAAGAGGGAGAGGGAGAGGGAGAGGGAGACACAUGCUUCUGACGAUGACACUAGCCAGAUAUAACCUGGAAACCGAGUUCACGUGUUAUUAUUUUGGCUACUAUCUACUUUAGCAUUUAAUUGAGAUGAUUGGAUGUUUUCUCCUUUGUAUUUCAAAGACUCAUAUAUGUUUAUUGUGAAUUUUAUUUAUUUGGAAUGUGAUUCACGUUGGAUAUUAUUCAUUUGGAAUAUUUCUGUAUUUGAUAUGAUUGUUCUAUAUUGAGUAGAUGUUUUGUUGUGUUGGGAAAGAGCAUUAUUGAUGUAGGGAA
This is a messenger RNA of Tripterygium wilfordii, 2174 nucleotides long. RefSeq lists its product as uncharacterized. Bases 1586 to 1930 code for a protein of 114 amino acids. Lineage: Eukaryota; Viridiplantae; Streptophyta; Magnoliopsida; Celastrales; Celastraceae. The transcript is spliced from 4 exons. The record is from RefSeq and is a predicted model, not a curated record.